AUGGAGUUGAAUAGACUUCUUAACUUUGAUUUGAAAGAUGAUUCUCGAUGGAAGAUUGAUCCAAGUGAUGAGGCUCUUAUCAACAUUUACCUAAGGAAGAAGGUUCAUAGGCAACCUCUUCCACUUAAUAACAUUGUUGAAUAUGAUGUGUUUCAAACUGAACCUUGGAUGCUUCCAGAUAGUAGGAGUUCAUUCAGAGAGAGGAAGUAUUACUUCUUUGAUAUAAGAAACCAUAGAUUUGAAAAUAUGGAUACAAGACCAGUUGGAAUUGGUGAAUGGAGGAUUUUGGAGAAGAACACUGAAAUUACUAUGCCAACCAAUAUGUUCAUUGGGAGAAAGAACACCCUUGAAUUCUGGAAGAUUGAGGCAGAUGAACCAGUGAAAACUGAAUUGGUAAUGGAUGAACUUCGCAUCAGUCCAACAAUUCAACCAUCCAAGGUUUCAUCUUUAGGUGUUUAUCGGAUUUUUAAGACAACUUUACCAACUAUAAUUGAUCUCACAAUAGAGGAAGAAAGUUUAUCUCUCCCGCCGUCAGCAUGA
Messenger RNA from Vicia villosa (hairy vetch), 540 nucleotides. Its product is annotated as NAC transcription factor 47-like. Gene Ontology annotation, biological process: regulation of DNA-templated transcription. The transcript is spliced from 3 exons. Gene Ontology annotation, molecular function: DNA binding. The coding region runs from base 1 to 540 and encodes 179 amino acids. Lineage: Eukaryota; Viridiplantae; Streptophyta; Magnoliopsida; Fabales; Fabaceae. The record is from RefSeq and is a predicted model, not a curated record.